AUGGCGACCCGGAAGACGAAGAAGGCACCUGCUGCCUGGCUCGUGGCGGCAAGGAAGGCUGGCACAAAUCUCCAGGACGUCCGGCUGCUCCUCAAGAUCCGUGAUGGAAUACAGGAUGACGCCUGGGUCGCUGCCGCACAGGUGGAUCCAAAAUGGAAGUUGCGCGGGCAGACGGCACUGUACUUUGCCGCUGCACGGGAGGACGCAGUGGACGCCGAGAAGAUCUCUCGAUUCCUGAUGAGUCGAGUGCGCGUGCCGGCAACAAAGAGAGAUGACUGGGGCCAAAGCCCUCUGUUCUUCGCAGCUAGACAAGGACACACAGCGCUGUGUGCGUACUUCGUUGAGAAGUUGGGCAUGAAUGUCCAUCAAGUGGACAGGUGGGGGGAAACUCCCAUGUUUUAUGCGAUGGAAGCCAAGAAGACCGAGACGGUCAUAUACCUGCUGAAGAAGGGUGCUUCGCUCGGGGUGAACAACCACAACUUCGAGUCGCCAGAGAGCCUUGCACCGGUGGAGGUGGCUCGCGAGCUGCAGGUCCGGAUGAAGGAGUGGGCCGAGCCCUCAAAGGCUCCGGAGCGGUCGGGAGACACAAAGAAGAGAAAGAGGCCGGAUGAGGAGGAGGUUGAGGAGCAAGGAUCAGCCGCAGAGGGACCCCGUGCGCUGCAGGAAUGGGCGGCAAAGCCCGCGAAGUUGCCGCGGAACUGGAAAACCCAGUUGGCUCGGGAGAAGCUCAAAGGAGAGCCAAAAGUCAUCGCUGACACGUUUACACACAAGGUGACACUGGUGACCAGCGACGCCCUGGAGGAGGUCCGCCUGCUGGAAAAGACGCUCGUGGCGGACCAGGCUGUCCUGUUCAAGAAGAAGCUGUUCGUCCGGUCGUGCAGGGCGGCCGACUUCUGCUUAGCACUGGGAGCCUAUGAGAAGGAUGGCCAGUUUUUUGCUGAAUACUCUCACAUUGUCGCGAAUCGCGGCAAAGUUGGCUCUCUCGUGCUGGUGGCUCGGGACAAAAUGACCGGGCGCAUCGUAGGCUUCGUCCACGCCGAGAAGGCCAAAAAAGAAUUGCUGAUUGGCCACCUCAAGGUGCACAAUGACCAUCAGGGCAAAGGCGUAGGAACGCUGUUGAUCCGCGCUGCCGAGGCUCAGGCGUUGACCGCAGGAUGGGCUUUCGACUCCGUGGCGGUACGUGUCCUACACGUGAACUCGCCAGCGCAGCAAAAAUUUUUCCGAAUGGGUUUCGACAUCUUCGACGAGCCGGCACCCGAGACGACAAUGAGCAUGCUCUCGAUGUGCGUGAAGAUGGUCCGCCGUGCUCAGCAUGCCCCUGAAGCGCCAAAGGAGAAGAUCAAGAUCGAGCCAUAUGUGCAAACGGCUUUGGCGCCGUGGCACUACAAGGGGCUGCGCGUGAGAAAAACGAUCCGGUGCUGCCGCAUGGUGGAGCCUCCUAAACGGGACGAUGACUCCGCGACGGAUCCGGAGAUGCCUGAGUUGAUCCCGGUCACGCCGAAUUGGUUGUACUCACCGCGGGCUCCCAAGCUGUGCAGGGCAUCGACUUUUGAAUUUUCUGCCGACUUGGAUGUUUCAAGUUCAAGUUUCACUGACCUUGCCGAAAAGAUGGGACAGCGCCGCAAGUUCGGACUAUUGCUAAUUGCGCUGGAUGGGGCGUUGAGCGCAGGAUGGGCUUUCGACUCCGUGGCCGUGCGUGUCCUGUACGUGAACUCACGUACAGGAAUGGGUUUCGACAUCUUCGACGAGCCGGCACCCGAGACGACGAUGAGCAUGCUCUCGAUGUACCUUCGCCAGCACCAGUACAGUGCAAACGGCUUUGGCGCCAUGGCACUACAAGGGACUACAUGUGCCGCAUGGUUGAGCCCCCAAAACGACGAUGAUUCUGCGACGGAUCCGGGGAUGCCUGAGUUGAUCCCGGACACCCAGUAUUGGUGCAGGGCAUCGACUUUUGAGCCUUCCACCGACUUGGAAGUUUCAAGUUUCACAGACCUUGCCGAAAAGAUGGGGAAGCGCCGCCAGUUCGGACUAGUGCUGAAGGCACUGGGUGAGGUCGUGCCAGGGGAACGAGAACUGUCACCUCUUAGUGACCAAGAGCAGAACAGGAAGGGUGGCACCUCCCGUCAGGAUCCGGCGACGCUGGUCACCACCGACGCCCUGGAGGAGGUCCGAGGCCUGGAAGAGACGCUCGUGGCCGACCAGGCCGGCCUCUUCAAGAAGAAGCUCUUUGUCCGGUCGUGCAGGGCGGCCGACUUCUGCUUAGCACUGGGAGCCUAUGAGAAGGAUGGCCAGUUUUUUGCUGAAUACUCUCACAUUGUCGCCAAUCGCGGCAAAGUUGGCUCUCUCGUGCUGGCGGUGGCCAAUCAGCAGCUCUUUUUUGCCCUUUUCGGCGUGGACGAAGCCUACGGUGCGCCAAGCAGAAGCCUGCCGCCCUGCACGACCGGACGAAGAGCUUCCACGUCGUCUCACGCAGACAAUCGCGAGAAAGAGCUGGUGAUUGGCCACCUCCUCAAGGACGUCCGGCUGCUCCUCAAGAUCCGUGAUGCAACACAGGAGGAAGCCUGGGUCGCCGCCGCGCAGGUCGACCCAAAGUGGAAGUCGCGUGGGCAGACGGCGCUGUACUUUGCCGCUGCACGGCAGGAUCCAAUCGAAGCCGAGAAGAUGUGUCGAUUCCUGAUGAGACGAGUGCGCGUGCCGGCAACAAAGAGGGAUGACUGGGGCCAAAGCCCUCUGUUCUACGCAGCUAGACAAGGACACAAAGAGCUGUGUGCAUACUUCGUCGAGAAGUUGGGCAUGAGCGUCCAUCAGGCAGACAAGUGGGGCGAGACCCCCAUGUUUUACGCGAUGGAAGCGAAAAAGACCGAGACGGUCAUAUACCUCCUCAGGCAGGGUGCGUCGCUCGGAGUCAACAACAAGGGCUUCCAGUCCCCAGAAAGCCUCGCACCGGUUGAGGUGGCUCGCGAGCUGCAGGCCCGGAUGAAGGAGUGGGCCGAGCCAUUGAAGGCCCCGUCUUCGCAGCCACAGCCGGCAGACUCAAAGAAGCGCAAGAGGCCGGAUGAGGAGCAGAUGGAGGAGGCUCAGGAGCAAACAUCAGCUGCGGAAGGACCUCGAGCACUUCAGGAAUGGGCAGCAAGACCUGCGAAGUUCCCAAGGAAUUGGAGGACCCAACUGGCACGGGAGAAGCUGAAAUGCAAGCCGGAAGUCAUCGCUGAAAGCUUCACUCACAAGGUCACGCUCGUGACCACCGACGCCCUCGAAGAGGUCCGAGGCCUCGAAAAGACACUCGUGGCCGAGCAAGCCGACCUCUUUAAGAAGAAGCUAUUUGUCCGGGCGUGCAGGGCUGCCGACUUUUGCUUGGCCUUGGGGGCCUUUGAAAAAGAUGGCGCGUUCUUUACGGAGUAUUCCUUCAUUGUCGCCAAUCGAGGGAAGGUCGGCUCGCUGGUGCUGGUUGCUCGGGACAAAAAGACCGGGCACGUCGUAGGCUUCGUCCACGCCGACAAGGGCGAGAAAGAGCUUGUGAUUGGCCACCUCAAGGUGCACAAUGAUCAUCAGGGCAAAGGUGUGGGAACCCUGUUGAUCCAGGCUGCCGAAGCUCAGGCAUUGAGUGCGGGAUGGGAUUUCGAAUCCGUGGCCGCACGUGUUCUGUACGUGAAUUCGAAAGCGCAGCAGAUCUUCUUCCGAAUGGGUUUCGACAUCCACGACGAGCCGGCACGCGAGACGACGAUGAGCAUGCUCUCGAUGUGUGUCAAGAUGACCCGCCGUGCUCAGCAUGCCCCUCCAGCGCCAAAGGAGAAAAUCAGGAUCGAGCCAUAUGUGCAAACGGCUUUGGCCCCGUGGCACUACAAGGGACUCCGUGUGAGAAAGAUGGUGAGGUGUUGCAGAAUGGUGGAGCCUCCUAAACGGGACGAUGACUCCGCGACGGAUCCGGAGAUGCCUGAGUUGAUCCCGGUCACCCCGUAUUGGUUGGACACACCGUCCCCCGAAGAAUUCGUCCAGGUGCAGGGCAUCGAUUUCUGA
Symbiodinium sp. CCMP2592 is the source of this 4017-nucleotide messenger RNA. The record is from the annotation of a GenBank genome assembly. NCBI's taxonomy places the organism in Eukaryota, Dinophyceae, Suessiales, Symbiodiniaceae.